AUGAAUAUUGAGACUGUAACUGAUACGUAUUUUGAAGAAUCCAGUAUCAUGAGGUUUCUUAUAAUUACAUAUAAUUUGUUUACUGGCACUCACUACUGGCAAAUCUCAGACUUUCAUCUAGGGGAGAGAUUGAUUACAGCUUUGGAUUUUAUUCCUGUGUUGUGUGCUCUCGUCACUUGUACGUCCACUCAGACCCGUUUUCAUCCCUGGGAUUCAGGAUAUUCAGUCUUCUCCAUCAGCAGUGCUUUUGCUGGGCACGUGGAAUCACUUUAUCCUCGUCCUGGCUGGGUUGAAUUAGAUCCAGAAGUGCUGUGGAGUCAGUUUGUUGGUGUAAUAAAAGAGGCUGUACAAGCUGCAGGACUUCACAUGAGGCAAAUUGCUGGUCUUGGCAUCUCAACGCAGAGAGCGACUUUCAUUACAUGGCACAAGAGGACAGGGAAACCUUUUCAUAAUUUCAUAAGUUGGCAGGACUUAAGAAGUGCUCAACUUGUGAACUCCUGGAAUAAGUCCCUUCUGCUGAAGGUAAUCCAUGUUAUUUUUACAGUGCUUCAUUUCUUGACUGGGAAUGAUCGAUAUUUAGCACCAAGUUUUCUUACUUUUUCAACACAACAAACUUCUAUGAAGUUGUCCUGGGUUUUUAAAAACAUACAUGAGGCUGAAGAAGCUGCCAGAAAAAAUAACUGCUGCUUUGGAACGGUUGACACAUGGUUACUGUAUAGAUUGACUAAAGGUUCUGUGUAUGCUACGGAUUACUCAAAUGCCAGUUCUACAGGCAUUUUUGAACCCUUUACCAAAUGUUGGAACCCUGCUUUGUGUAAUUUACUUUCCAUUCCAAUGUCUAUUUAUCCUCCAGUGAAAGACACAAGCUUCAACUUUGGAUCAGUUGACUCUGAAAUAUUUGGGGUACCUAUUCCAAUAAUGGCAGUGGUGGCUGACCAGCAGUCAGCUAUGUUUGGAGAAUGCUGCUUUCACCCAGGAGAUGUUAAACUCACCAUGGGAACGGGUGGUUUCUGGAAUGUGAAUACUGGAGAGCGUCUCAUCGCGGGGCGGAGAGGUCUGUAUCCACUGAUCGGUUGGAAGAUUGGGGAAGAAGUUGUUUACUUAACUGAAGGCUGUAUGUCAGACAUUGGCACCGCCAUAAGAUGGGCUCAGGAUAUAAAUCUUUUCACCAAUGUAGAUGAAACAGAAAAAAUGGCACGGAGUAUUGUUGAUUCUCAAGGCGUUUGUUUUGUUCCAGGUUUUCAGAUUUCUGUGAAUGACCCCUAUUUAUGUGCCUCUUUCAUGGGGCUGAAACCUUCCACUACCAGAAACCAUCUUGUACGAGCCAUAUUGGAAUCUGUAGCUUUCAGAAACAAACAGCUUUAUGAUAUCAUUGUGAAGAAGGUACGCAUUCCUCUUCAAACUAUUCGAGCUGAUGGAGGUGUCAGUAAUAAUAGUUUUGUCAUGCAGAUGACUUCAGAUUUAAUUAAUAAGAAAAUAGAAAAACCUGCAAAUGCAGACAUGUCUAGUCUUGGUGCAGCUUUUCUAGCAGGCCUUGCUUCAGGGUUUUGGACUGACAAAGAACAACUAAAGAAACUAAGGCGAAUAGAAGCAGUUUUUGAGCCCCAGAAGGACUCAGAGGAAUACAAACCUGCUAUGGAUACCUGGCUACAGGCAAUGAAAUGCUCCCUGCACUGGUAGAAACUGUCAUUUUAAGUAUAGAAGAAUUAAAAUUUUUCAACUCAUAUUUAUAAAAUCUUGACAUAAACAGGACACUAAAGAACGUAACUGAAAUUUGUUACCCUCCUGCUGCUAGAUUACUUACCACACCAUGAUGAACCUUCAUAUCAUCCCUAUGACAGCUGUAGUCCAGCUGCAGCAUUGGUGUCCCUUCGGUGACCUCCUUUGGGUGGCCCAGCUGCUUGAAUACUACCAUGUACUAGAGAUGGGGAGAUUUUUCCUAUGAUGGGUUUUCUACUGAGGAACUCACCUCCCUUCUGAUCUUUAAAAUCUUUGGUAUGUUAGUCAUCAAGGGAGGGUAAAAGGCACAUACACUUCCCUAGGCGUUUCUAAAAAACAUAAAAUGAUUGUUGAGGGGUGAGUUGUGAUGAACUUGAUUGUGCACAAAGAUGUAUUCUUAUUAGUGGCCUGUUACCACCUUUUGGUUGACUUCCUAAGGAAGCAUUUGACCCACCUCUGUGAUUACUUUUUUGUGUGCUUAAAUUAAGAUGAAAUACAAAAGCAAAUAGGCUUUCAGUACUGAUUAAAAAAAAAUUAAAAUCCAGGAUUUUUGUAGCUGAUGGUUCCUAUCUAGCUUGCAGCUCAAGUUGUUUAAAUUUUAUAAAGACCAAAAGUUUUAUUAUCUGGCAUGGCUAAUACAAAUACAUUAAAAGUAGUUACAGGUAUGCUAUCUAAAUUGUAAAAAUCUGUAACAUUAGUAUUUUUAAGCCCAUUGUUAAAUCUUAUUAGUUGAAAGGGGGUCAAAAGUCUAUUUUUGAUGCUAUUACUUUUAUAUUUUUAAAUAAAUUAUAAUUAAAUAAAUAUGUAGUUAAUUAUUCCUAUGUAUUUAUCACUAAUCUUAAAUCGUAACUUUCUCAGGAGUAUGUGUAAAUCAGUUUCAAAAAUGUAAAAUUAUUAAACAUUUUCACUUCAGAAUAAUAUCAAA
Molecule: messenger RNA, 2644 nt
Organism: Calidris pugnax (ruff)
Lineage: Eukaryota; Metazoa; Chordata; Aves; Charadriiformes; Scolopacidae
Gene: GK5
Product: glycerol kinase 5 (putative)
Exons: 17
Coding region: 1-1680 (559 amino acids)
Biological process (GO): glycerol metabolic process; glycerol-3-phosphate biosynthetic process; triglyceride metabolic process
Cellular component (GO): mitochondrion
Molecular function (GO): glycerol kinase activity
Source: RefSeq, a predicted model, not a curated record